Danio rerio (zebrafish) is the source of this 3957-nucleotide messenger RNA. NCBI's taxonomy places the organism in Eukaryota, Metazoa, Chordata, Actinopteri, Cypriniformes, Danionidae. The record is from RefSeq and is a predicted model, not a curated record.
CUCGCUGGCACCUCGCCAUGAUGAUGAUGAGCAUGUCAGGGCUUGUUAUGAGACUGGCGGGAGGGCGUGGCUUAAAGCGAGGGACUUGAGCGCAACAGUGAAAGGACUUUGCUGUCAUCAUAUCAACACAUCUUCACAUGCACACGGCAGGCUAACUGAGUACUCAUCUAAUGAAUUAACACCGCUUUAUAUCCCCUCCAGCUUAAGGAAUAACAUGAACGGACAUUUCAAGUGUUUCUGAAGUACGACACACAUCUGGUGUCAGGACAUCACGAUUCUGGGAUAACAUCAACUUACUAACAUCACCUUUUGAAGACUGUAUGUGGAAUGGCCCGACCAGAGAUGGAAAGCAGAGUGGACGAACAUAACUCUGGCACGCCGAACAGCUGCAGGAUGGAGGUGCUGCGUCAGGACGCCUGGCCAAAUGGCAGCAUCAUCCAGCCCUGCCAUCGACGCCGAACCAUUGCCACUCAAACCAGCACUCUCUCUGCACCACUGCCCCACAUCCCCUCACAUGAUGCCUUCAGCUUGGACAGCGUCCAGCAGCAGGACAGUCUACUCAGGGACAAUUCAGGAACAGAACAGGAAGUGUCCAGGCCUCUUCCUCUGCCAGAUCUGCUAGCAGACAACCAGAGCUCCUCAGAGGAGUCCACGUCCAGCAGCAGCUCGACCGCUGAGGAGGACCCCACACUGGAGGAGCAGGCUGUGGAGAGGGUGGCCGUACAACUGAGGACAAUUGGGGACGAGAUGAACGCUGUCUUCCUUCAGAGGAAUGCCGUCCCGCACUGGCAGAACUGGAGAGGCCUGUACCGCGGGCUCAUGGCGCUGGUCUCGGACACCAUCAAUGCCCUCUACCAGCACGGCCUCAGAUGAACACACGGGUUACAAAGGACAGGACGAGUGCAGGCGCUCUCCUUUCCAACACUUACAGACUCUGGGAUUUUUCUGCAGGAUCAGACGCCAUGUUUGUUUCUUUAUCUGUGUUUGUUUUUUUGUUUUUUUUCAUAAAUGUAGCAUAUAGUGACUGAAGCGUGUGUCCCGGGAUAGACGUCAGUUAGGAGUAAGUGGCGAAUUAGUGAACUCAUUUUUGCAUUUUUAACUGGAGUGCUGGAAGUUACAUGAUACCGGGUCACUCUCAAACAAACACACUGAGCCUAGAAGUGCUUUAUGGGUAAUGGGUUUUCCUCUCCGCUGCCUUACAGGAGCAAUAACUGCGCUGCACUAUCAGUCAUCAACAGCGCAGGACAAGCACUCGCACAAUAUUGAAAUCUCAAUUCUGUCAUCGUUUACGCACCUCUAAUUUUCAUUCAACACUCGUAAAUUUGUUCAUUUGCUGAACACGUGAAAUAUUAUCAUUAUCAAUAUUUUACUCUAACCAUAGUGUAGGAUAUAUGAUACUCUUUCCUCUUGUAAUUUGAAAAUUCAGGAACAACAACAAUAAAAACUGGCAGUGUAUCAUUAAUGAAUUCAAUAAUGAAAACAUUAAAGGCUUUGCAAUGUAAACUCGGAAAAAAUCUGUUAAUUGAGUAUUUUGUGAUUCAUGUUUUUUUACCCAUUAUUACUCAUUUAGGCUUUUCAAUUGCAUUAUGGGAUCUUGAUCUUUCCUCCAAAAGCUUUUGAUGUUGAUUUUUUUUAAAUGGUCUUUUAUUGAUAUUUUUUCACAAUUCAAAUGGAUAUAUUGUCUAGGCUUGUGUUGUAAAUUACGGUACAAAAACCUGGCAAUAAGCAGCCAGUACAUUUUCUGUUAUUAAAAAAACUAACUUAUCUAUUUAUGAUUUCUUAAACAAUAUCUUGUCUCUAACUACUUAAAAUGUCAGUAAAACUCACUCUGUUAAAACUCCAGAGUUGAAUUUUCAACAUCAAAAGUCAGAGCAGAGAUCAACAUCUCAUAAUUCAAUUCACAACCGUAAAUAAACAGAAAAUGUGUGAAUCACAAAAUUGUAUUUACAGAUAUGUUUACAGUGUACGUCAAAACAUUGACUAAUAUCCACCCAUUCGACCAUUUAAUACAGGCUCAUGGGAAACACUAAUAUGCUCAGUUUCCUUAAGUCAAAAAUAAAAUCUAUAGUAAGUUUUCGCUAUCUUUGACCUCUUUUUUUAUGAAGCCAGUCUCAAAUAUAAUACAUUUACAAGAUAUAAUUCAUACAUCCACAACACAAUUCACAUUUACAAAAUUACAAUUCGUAAAUUUAAAACACAAUACAAAAACACACUAAUACAAUUCGUAAAUUCAAAACACGUUCAUUUUCAGAACACAUGGAUGAAAAUAUUUUAGACUGAAUCUGAGAUUUCAGCCCCUUCACUUUUACUGAAAAUGCAUUUUUCUGAAGAAAUUGGAGUUUUUUUUAAUGAUGAACAGAUUUAAUUUAGGUUUAUAUAUUCACAUAUAAACACUGAACUGCAAACAAUGUUUACAGCUUGCUUCACAUGCAAGAAUCAAUGCGUUAAUAAUAUAAAUAAAAGCAUAAAUUCAAUCAGGUCAUCAUGUAAAUCCCCCGUAGAAUACCUCAAUACAUCAUUCAUUUCUAAUUCCUUUGAAAAUGAAUAGAUUUACGGUUACAGAAGUGUCUCAGAUUGCAUUAAAAAGAUCUUCCGAAGCUUGAGGGUGAGUAUAUACGAUGACAUAAUUGAUUUUCUAAAGCGAACCCUUUUAAUGGUAAACGGGUGAUAUUUACUGCAGUAAUGGAACGUGUGUGUACUUUUUAAUGGAGCACAGUUGGAUCGUGCCUUGCGAACACCCUUUUUGUACUAAAGCCAUUAGGGACAAUCAUUGAAUAGUGUGCGGGUUAACCCAUACUGUCGCCCCCUAGCUGAAUCUAAACUUCGGGACACAGAUUUGCCACUUAAUUUAAAGACUGGUCGCCUCCAAUGGAGGCAAAGGAGAAAGCCAGACCACUAGUAAUGGAAAUGGCUGGAGAGCAGUGUUAAUAUUUGCAAGUGUACAUAUUUUGAGGAUAGAAUAAACAGGGAGUUUUUUGGUUUCUUAUGUGGUUUCUAUAUUUUGAUGAAAUGACCUUAAAGUACUUAACAUUAAGUUCCUUUUUCGGUUUCAGUUUGGUUUCGUUAUAUGAGCUUUAUUUUUUGGGGGGCCGACACUGGAAUGCAGUUGUUUUCAAGUCCAGUGGAUUUCUGUCUGUUUCUGGAACUUAAUUAAAUAUAUCGUGUAAAAAUAAGUGAGCACCCCUCUCCCCAUGAUAAAAAUGUACUUUGCGAAUUGAGUUCUCAAACAAAUAUAUUUGAGAAGCACAAGCUAAUUUAUUGAGCGUCCAUUUGUUAUAGGCGGAACUGAAGUGGAUUGAAUAAGCAUGGAGAUCUUCAUUAGUGUUGUGUUCCUAUGGACCAAAUCUCUCUGUCGUUUAUUUGUUGACAUUCCCCUGAAGGUUGUAAGAACAAUCCAUUCAUUUCCUGUUUUUUUUUCUUUCAUUCUGCUGUAAUUUAUUUGUCUACAAAAAGGACUAAACUGAGCCAAACUUUGAUCAUACUUGAACAGACUGAAUCAUCGUGUCAGAUCCAGGUCUGUCUGGGACUUUUACAGAUACGUAACACUGUUAUGGGUUUCAAGCACUUCCCUUAGAAACCACUUUUGAACAACUGUGGCCGGUCGGUGUGUAAACUCCUUCAACCACUCAUUUCUGUGUUUGCGUCGGCUUCUGUAGUGUCGGUCAUGGCAUGUUGUGGAGCAGAGAUGUGUUUCCUGUGGCCGCUUGUCUCAUGACUUCCUGUUUAACAACAGUUGUGUGGUCUGUUUCCUGUGGCCACCUUGUGACUUUCAACCAAACUGUUCGCUGAUGCGGAAAGGCCUUAUUUGUACUGUCAGAUUUACACUAAACUCAUGACUCAUUUUCUAGCUUUGUACUUUUGCCAUUUGAAAUUUUUCUAUGUAAAAUUUCUACAUGAAUUUUUGUAUAGUUUUUUUUUUCUUCACCGUUUUCAAUAAAUAUGACAAUUACAAAAGUG